Molecule: messenger RNA, 1145 nt
Organism: Corythoichthys intestinalis (scribbled pipefish)
Lineage: Eukaryota; Metazoa; Chordata; Actinopteri; Syngnathiformes; Syngnathidae
Product: NADH-cytochrome b5 reductase 2
Exons: 9
Coding region: 121-1032 (303 amino acids)
Molecular function (GO): FAD binding; oxidoreductase activity
Source: RefSeq, a predicted model, not a curated record
CUAACAUUCCAGUUACAGCAUAGGCAACUCCCACAGCCCGCGUGAGUGUGUUAGGGGUGGAAAUCAAGUGGACUCUGCUCUUGCAUGAACAGAAGAACAAUCUUCCACUUUGUUUGAAUUAUGGAUCCAAUUAUGCUCCUGUCUGUAGUAGUGGCUGUGUGUAUAGUGGUUGUAAGUGUGCUGUACUUCUUAAUGUACAGCUCUGCCCAUAAAACCAAAUUUCCGGUCACUCUGCAAGACCCUGUUGUUAAAUAUCCUCUAAAGCUAAUAGAUAAACAGGAAAUUAGUCAUGACACAAAGAAAUUUCGUUUUGGCCUUCCCUCAUCAGAUCAUAUCCUAGGGCUGCCAGUCGGUCAGCACGUGUAUCUCUCAGCCAAGGUGAAUGGUAGCCUGGUCGUCAGAGCCUACACACCAGUCUCCAGUGAUAAUCAGCAAGGAUAUGUCGACCUUGUUGUCAAGGUGUACUAUAAGAACUCUCAUCCCUCGUUCCCAGAGGGAGGAAAGAUGUCCCAAUACCUGGAUAACAUGGCUACUGGAGAUGCAAUUGACUUCAGGGGACCCAGCGGCCUGCUUGUGUACAAGGGGAAAGGUCAGUUUUCCAUCCGGCCGGACAAGAAGUCAGAGCCGAGGACUUUCAAGAUCAAACAUAUUGCCAUGAUUGCUGGAGGAACAGGUAUUACGCCAAUGUUGCAGUUAAUUCGGACGAUCACAGCAGAUCCUAGUGACAACACGAAGUGCCAUCUUAUUUUUGCCAACCAGACGGAGAAAGAUAUUUUACUCAGAGAUGAGCUGCAUGAGGUGGAAAAAAGCCAUCCUGACAAGCUGAAGCUUUGGUUCACACUGGACAAACCAACUGAGGGUUGGAAGUACAGUUCUGGAUUUGUGACCUCUAAUAUGAUCAAGGAUCACCUCCCUGCUCCGUCCGCAGAUGUCCUUGUUGUUUUGUGUGGUCCUCCUGGAAUGAUCCAGCAUGCUUGUUUGCCAAAUCUGAACAAGCUGGGAUAUAAAACAGAACAGGUCUUUGCAUACUAAUGUUGCAUUUACCAAGAAGACUAUGACGACUGUAUGAUACUUAUUGUUUGAUUGUUUUUUGAUUCCUGAAACCAUUCAAAGUGAGAUUAAGAUUUUUUUUUUUUUUUUUUCGU